Molecule: messenger RNA, 503 nt
Organism: Podarcis muralis (Common wall lizard)
Lineage: Eukaryota; Metazoa; Chordata; Lepidosauria; Squamata; Lacertidae
Source: RefSeq, a predicted model, not a curated record
GAGGCCUCCGUUGGACACCAGAGAGAGGCCACUGGGUGACAGAAUGAUGCCCGCAAGACCUCUUCAUCCAUCUUUUCUUGGGGACAAAAAGGAAGCAGUGGCUGUGGAUCCAGAUCAGGGUCCAGUGUGCUUUGAAGAUGUUGCUAUUCGUUUCACAGAUGAGGAGUGGGAGUUGCUGGAUCCUAACCAGAGAGCUCUGCAUAAAGAUGUCAUGGAGGAGAAUCAUGGGAUCGUGGCCACUCUUGUCUUUGGUUGUCGAAAGAGGAGACUGACAUUGGAAAUGGAGGGAUGCCAUGAUGGAGCCAAACAAAAUUCAUUCAAGAGAAGAGCCAGGCUUAUCGAAUCACAGGUUCCCCUAAGGACGUCGGUUGAUCCCCGUUAAUUAAUGCAAGCAACCCUUCAGAAAACCAUCCAUCUAACCCACUUGUGUUAUGCCUCUAUUACCAGAGUUAACAAGUAUUCUUCCUUAAUUUCUCUCUGAGGCGCUAAUCCAUUUCUCUUCA